This is a messenger RNA of Pygoscelis adeliae (Adelie penguin), 2016 nucleotides long. Its product is annotated as huntingtin-interacting protein 1-like. The transcript has 20 exons. The record is from RefSeq and is a predicted model, not a curated record. Lineage: Eukaryota; Metazoa; Chordata; Aves; Sphenisciformes; Spheniscidae. Bases 124 to 1899 code for a protein of 591 amino acids. Gene Ontology annotation, cellular component: extrinsic component of postsynaptic membrane; clathrin-coated vesicle; actin cortical patch. Gene Ontology annotation, biological process: actin filament organization; endocytosis; clathrin coat assembly. Gene Ontology annotation, molecular function: clathrin light chain binding; clathrin-cargo adaptor activity; phosphatidylinositol-3,5-bisphosphate binding.
CGGCCGCGGUCAGGCAACGCCGUGCUCUGCUGGAAGUUCUGCCACGUCUUCCACAAACUCCUCCGGGACGGCCACUCAAACGUCCUGAAAGACUCCGUGAGAUACAAGAAUGAGCUGAGCGACAUGAGCAGGAUGUGGGGCCACCUGAGCGAGGGCUACGGACAGCUCUGCAGCAUCUACCUCAAACUGCUGAGAACCAAGAUGGAGUUUCACACCAAGAAUCCCCGCUUCCCCGGCAAUCUCCAGAUGUCCGACCGGCAGCUUGACGAGGCAGGGGAGAACGAUGUCAAUAAUUUUUUUCAGCUGACAGUGGAGAUGUUUGACUACCUGGAGGGUGAGCUGAACCUCUUCCAGACGGUGUUCAGCUCCCUGGACAUGUCACGCUCGGUGUCGGUGACGGCCGCGGGGCAGUGCCGCCUGGCCCCCCUCAUCCAGGUGAUCCUGGACUGCAGCCACCUCUACGACUACACCGUCAAGCUGCUCUUCAAGCUCCACUCCUGUCUGCCGGCGGAUACGCUGCAGGGCCACCGGGAUCGCUUCCUGGAGCAGUUCAGAAAGCUGAAGGACCUCUUCUACCGCUCCAGCAACCUGCAGUACUUCAAGCGGCUGAUUCAGAUCCCGCAGCUGCCGGAGAACCCUCCCAAUUUCCUGCGUGCCUCGGCGCUGUCGGAGCACAUCAGCCCCGUGGUGGUGAUCCCUGCCGAGGCAUCCUCACCCGACAGCGAGCCCAUCACAGACCUGGUGGAGAUGGACACGGCCUCGCAGAGCCUGUUUGACAAUAAGUUUGACGACAUCUUCGGCAGCUCUUUCAGCAGCGACCCCUUCAACUUCAACAGCCAGAACGGGAUGAACAAGGAUGACAAGGACCGCUUAAUUGAGCAGCUUUACGGGGAGAUCGCAGCCCUGAAGGAGGAGCUGGAGAACUUCAAGGCUGAGGUGGGUGACAACCAUCCGAAUGCGGAGGUGACCAAGCAGGUGACAGCGGCCAGGCAGGCCCAGGGGGACGUGGAGCGGGAGAAGAAGGAGCUGGAGGACUCCUUCCAGCGGGUGAGCGAGCAGGCUCAGAGGAAGUCUCAGGAGCAGGCAGAGGUGCUGGACACACUGAAGCGGGAGCUGGCAGCCAGCAGACAGGAGCUGCAGGUUCUCCAGGGCACCCUGGAGUCCAGCACGCAGGCGGGAGCGGAGCAGAGCACCCGGAUUGCCGGCCUGGAGCAGGAGAGGGACAGCCUGAGCCAGGCAGCGGAGCAGCAUGGGGAGGAGAUGGCUGCCCUGCGGGCUGAGCUGCAGCAGCUGCGGGACACGCUCAGCCGGCGGGGGUUUGGGGGUCCCAGGCCCUGCCACCUCCCUGUCCCCAACGCGCAACCGUGCCUUUCCCGAUGGCAGGGCGUGGCGUCCCCCAAGGAGUUUUACGCCAAGAAUUCCCGCUGGACCGAGGGUCUCAUCUCCGCCUCCAAGGCCGUGGGCUGGGGUGCCACCGUCAUGGUCGACGCUGCCGACCUGGUGGUGCAAGGCAAGGGGACAUUCGAGGAGCUGAUGGUCUGCUCCCGGGAGAUCGCAGCCAGCACCGCUCAGCUGGUGGCAGCCUCCAAGGUAAAGGCAGACAAAGACAGCGCCAACCUUUGCAAGCUCCAACAAGCCUCCCGGGGCGUCAACCAGGCCACGGCCGGCGUGGUGGCCUCCACCAAGGCUGGGAAGUCACAGGUGGAGGAGAAAGACAGCAUGGACUUCUCCAGCAUGACGCUCACCCAGAUCAAGCGUCAGGAGAUGGACUCACAGGUGCGAGUGCUGGAGCUGGAAAACCAGCUGCAGAAGGAGCGGCAGAAGCUGGGGGAGCUGCGCAAGAAGCACUACGAGCUGGCAGGAGUGGCGGAGGGCUGGGAGGAGGACGCUGCGGAUUAACACCCGCGGCGGAAGCAGCCUGCAGGGGACACCCCCACGGCGGGCUGGGACCCAGCUCAGUGCAGCCUUUUGGGAAGAUCCACAAUAAACCGGUGCAGAAGCCACCCUGAAGCACAC